GCACCAUUCGCACUCUCCUAUCAAUUCACCAGCAAAAAUUUCCCAGCGCCGGCCUCGCGGCAGACCGGCCUCCGUAUCACUGCGCAACCGAUGGCUUCCUCCCCGUGGCUGCGCACCGCCGGUGCCGCCCCUGUCCCGCCGCCAGAAGCAGCAGCAGCUGCUGCUACCGCCGCCGCCACCCCCGCCCCGACGUCGGAGCAACACCGGGUUAAGGAGGAAGGAAACGCUGCCGCCGCGACUGUACCGAAGCAGGAGGAGGCCAAGCUCCACUUGCCGCGGGACAACGACUCAGAAGCAGUAACCCAAGAGCAUGGACAAAAAAUCAAUAGAUAUCAAGCAAUCCUUGCAGCCCGUCUGAAGGCUAAGUUUUUCUCUAAGAAGGCUUUUGACAGAGGGAACAUUUUUGAAUCAGAAACCAUUGUUGGAGGUGAAACAAUUCGGUCAAGCAGGUGGCCAUGUACAAGAUCAUUUGCAAACCCAGAAUUUUUUUCCCGCGACAAGAACAGCCAUGAGAAGGGAAAUUCUCCAUCUUCAGCAGCAGAUUUCUCUGCCAAGAACAACUCUCCACCCUUGGCUGGUGAAGCCUCACCAAAGAAUAAUGCUAGUGCUUUGGUCACAGAAAACAAUUUAACAACUGGAAAUAGACAGCAAUCCAAGAAGAAUUGACCUGAUGGAUUAAUGUAGGAUAAUCAGGUUAUGUUCUGUUCUUCUGUAGCCUGAGGGUAGCAACCUGAAGUAUACACUUAGCAGGAAAGGCAAAUUGACGCCAAAAAUGUUUGUAACCUGCUCUAAAUUCAGUUUGUUGUACCUGUUCUAGAAAGCAUCUGUAGCGAGGAAUACCGUUGUUUACUUGGUAUUUAAAUUGAUGUAUUAUAGACUCCCUAUUGAACCAUUGAUUGCUCAAAUCUGAACCCCAAAUUUUCUUUAUUACUUUGAAUUUCAUCAUGCAAUUUAGUUUCUUUUUAUGUCGCGGUGAUACACUUGCGGACGAGAAUAUGAAGCUAACAUUUUUCACUUGGCAAUUUAUAACUCCCGAGAGCAUGCCGAUAGUCUGCUAUUGACACUUGACGAUCCUGGGACAAAACUCGAAGUAUUCAAGGUUCAGAGUCGACAGCAUCAUAGCAGGUACCACAUUCUCAUAUAAAUGCAUUUAAAAAGUAUAUAUACUUGCAAAUGGACUUACAAUACUAUCAAGAGCUGAAUGUUUGGAAAUGCUUUUGCAGUAAUUUAUGGGAGGGUAAAAUGUUCUUAUUUACAGAAUCAUAUCACUGAACUGUAGUUUCUAUCUGAGUGUUGGAUCUCUGUAGUACUUUCCGGUUCUUGUCCCGUUGUAUGGAAAGCUGCAUCACCAAGCCUACAUAGUUUUUUUUUUAUUUUUGUCAGCAGCCUGCCCGCCUGUGCAAGUAUGUAUCAACUAUCAAUACUCUUGCUUUCUAAAUACUCUGCUUGGCCCUUGUGACGUGA
Molecule: messenger RNA, 1464 nt
Organism: Zea mays
Lineage: Eukaryota; Viridiplantae; Streptophyta; Magnoliopsida; Poales; Poaceae
Exons: 6
Coding region: 91-666 (191 amino acids)
Source: RefSeq, a predicted model, not a curated record